Molecule: messenger RNA, 174 nt
Organism: Laccaria bicolor S238N-H82
Lineage: Eukaryota; Fungi; Basidiomycota; Agaricomycetes; Agaricales; Hydnangiaceae
Exons: 2
Coding region: 1-174 (57 amino acids)
Source: RefSeq, a predicted model, not a curated record
AUGCCGUUGACAACCCAUGUAUCGCUCGUCAGAGAUGCAUUGAGGCGCUCCAGACAAGACAGGCCUACAUUCAGGAGAGCACUAAUAUGUAUGCUGUGCAGACAAGAAGUGACCGCAAGUAUUUUGCAUAUAGUAUUACACCCAAUUAAUGUUGCGUGCGCAUCGACCGUUUGA